Molecule: messenger RNA, 1784 nt
Organism: Hypanus sabinus (Atlantic stingray)
Lineage: Eukaryota; Metazoa; Chordata; Chondrichthyes; Myliobatiformes; Dasyatidae
Product: F-box only protein 5-like
Exons: 5
Coding region: 337-1452 (371 amino acids)
Biological process (GO): regulation of mitotic nuclear division; negative regulation of meiotic nuclear division
Cellular component (GO): nucleus
Molecular function (GO): protein binding
Source: RefSeq, a predicted model, not a curated record
CGGGCGGGAGGGCAAGUUUUUAGACCCAGGGAUUGGGGGCGCUGAACGCGGGGAGACCCCAGGGACAGGAGCACCGAGUCGAUAAACCCGGACAGCACGGAGACAGAGAGGUCCCGGGAAGUGAUAAGCCUUGAUCCGGACCCGGGACCCGAGACCCGAGACCCAGACUGCUGGAGAGGAGAGGCCGACAACCAAUAUCUAGAGCCCCGGCACAAGGCAAGAAGGUGAUUGCGGCUGCUGACGCCGCUUAACCCUUGGAGUCGGAGUCGGGAUCGGGACCCGGGUGCGGGAGUGCUGGAUUAGACGGUGUCCACCCUGGUGGCUGGACCCUCAGGCAUGAAGUGCAAGUGGCUCGUCGUCCACCAGGUCUGCCCCAGCAGCGGAGGAGACGGCCAUCUCCAGAACAGAAGUGAUGCCUCGGUAGCUGUGUGCCAGAAGGAUGUCAGAACCCCGUGCUGCUCCGCCUGUCUGCAGCGUGGCUGUGGGACAUGCUCUCCGGGGUGUGCUGCCCAGACGCUGCUGAGCCCAGCCCAGGGGAGAGAUUCCUUGUCCGAGGACAGUGGCUACUCCUCUCUGCUGAGUGUCUCCUCCCCGGCCGCCAAGGAAGAUGGCAGCCUGACGCCCAAGGGUGAUCUCGGAGCAGGGCAACACUGGGACCAGAGUCAGGCAAGUGAGGAGGAGGCUGCUCAGGAGCCCGGUAGGAAGGCGGUGAGAACAGGCCAGUGGCACCUGCUGCCCGCCCUGCAGGUGGGGAGGGCAGUGUGCCAAAACGUGAGGCAGGCCAAGGGUCUUCAUCCUGGCAGCUACUCCCCCACUCGCGGCCAGACCUUCCCUAUUGAUCGCCUCAUCGGCCGGAAGAUGGGCCUAGAGCACGUGGACAUCUGGGCCGAACUGUGGGAGAGGGGCUUCCUGUGCAUCCUGAGAAGAAUCCUGCUUUUUCUCUCCCCCACUGAUCUGUUCAGCUGCGUCAAGGUGUGCAAGAUGUGGAAGAGGAUCAUCCGUAGCGACAGAAGAGCAAACCAGACCCUCAAGAAGGCUUCUCGUUUACAAAAAUUGGAAGCCUCCAAACGGGAGAGGGUAGCAUCACGCGGCGCCCUCGUGUCCAUCCAGCACCAGAGUGGGGACAGUGUUUUGUCGAAGUUGUGGCCCUCUCGUCAGCCCAAGGUUGGAGGCGACUCCCAGAAAAGCAUCCGGCACCAGCAGGUGGUGAAGACCUUGAGGCAGGAUGAGGUGCUGAAGAUGUGCCCGCUGUGCUCAUUUCCCGCCAAGUUCCUGCCCUACCAGGAGCGGGCAGUGUGCACCAGCGAUCUCUGCUCCUACGACUACUGCUCCCUGUGCCUGAGUUCCUUCCACGGCUCCAAGUCCUGCAUCCGGCGUAGCUUCCACAGCGGCUCGCGGGCGCAGGCAGCCGUGGGAAGCAAGCGCAGCAAGCAAAACCUGCGGAGACUCUGACCACCGCCAUGCGCGCGCCGUGGCGGUCACUCAACUGAUCUAAUUGUAAUCACUGUAAAUGUAUAUUUGUUUAGUAGCAUCAGGAAGGAUAACAGAAAAAAAGAAACAUUUUAUGGGAAAUGUGAAGUUUUAAGAAUUCUAUGCACAACGUUUAAAAAUUAAUAUAUGAAUUACAAAAAGGUUCUGAAUGAAGAAAGAUAGUUUUAGGCAUUCAUAGUUGAAGCUGCAGUAUAUUUUACUAUUGAGUUUUGAUGCAUUUAUUUAUAAUGGGUGUUCAUUUUACGCGGAGCCAGAAUAUAUAUAUAUUUACUGUCCUUUAAUUGUCUUCUCAG